AUGCCCAACGGCCUGCCCCGCAUCAUACUAAGCGACAUCUAUCUCCCCAACGCCGAACCUGAUACCUUCCGAACCCUCUUUAAAUGGCUAUACGAGCGCCAACCGCCUGACUACACAACCGACGCGAAAUUGUUAGACCUCAUGAAACUAUGGUACUUCAUUUGUCGUCUAGACACGGUCAGAUGGGUGUAUGAGAACACACGCGCUGGAUCGCCGCUGCGUAACUACAUCACCGCAAUUUUCUGCCAGCGCGGUCCACCCAUCACGCCCUCUAUGUUCUCGCCCGAGAACGAGCAGCUUGGCAAUCCGACGGGAACGGGCGGAUACAACCUCCAUGCGCUGUUUCCUAUCCAUCAUACGUGGUCGCCGGGCGAAGGCGAGCUCGCGCCAGUGCGGGUUCGUGGAUGUUUGGUAACGGGAGGAGAAGAAGUGGAGUGGAUCAAGAUCGAAUAUCCGCUUCCUUCUUUCCUAGUAUGGGGCGCGAAGUGGGAGGUGUUGCCGGACAUGCACUUUGUGAGCCAAGACGGCGUUCGAGCGGCGGCACAAGACUUGUUGAAGCAGAUUGAGUUUCCGGAUAGAUCGGGCGCACAGGAUAUCUAG
Alternaria hordeiaustralica is the source of this 600-nucleotide messenger RNA. RefSeq lists its product as uncharacterized. NCBI's taxonomy places the organism in Eukaryota, Fungi, Ascomycota, Dothideomycetes, Pleosporales, Pleosporaceae. The record is from RefSeq and is a predicted model, not a curated record. The transcript is spliced from 3 exons. The coding region runs from base 1 to 600 and encodes 199 amino acids.